Chara braunii is the source of this 2211-nucleotide messenger RNA. The record is from the annotation of a GenBank genome assembly. NCBI's taxonomy places the organism in Eukaryota, Viridiplantae, Streptophyta, Charophyceae, Charales, Characeae.
CCGGGGUGGCACUUCCACCCAGCCGUACACGGGCAGCACAGCGGCAGCAAAGGUGACGAAAUGGAGAAGAAGAUUUCGGAGUGGGUCGCCAACUUAUCCCUGGGCGAGGAAGAAGAGGUGAUGAUGUAUAUCCCCAAGGAUGAGCAGGAAGCCGCUAUGGGAAAAUGGGAUACAGAAAAAGAUGUUCUGAAACGGCAGGCGAUGGAAGAUGAAACGAGGGUGGAGUGGAAACUCGCAAUGAUGAGGGAGAAGAAGAAAAGAGUGGAUGCGGCGAGUGUAGCAAUGCAGGAAUUAGAGCAUGUACGGACCUUAACGACACAACUGACUCCGCAGGUGGAUAUCCAACGUAAAGUGGAGAUCAUUGCCCAGAGCGUCGAGCGUUUAGCCAGGGCGCAAGAACAACAAUAUGACUUUAGCCGGAGUGCAGCUCCCAAGGGAGAAGAAGCACGUCCUCGUAGGGAGCCAGUCAAAGUCAAGUUCCCUGAUUCCUACAGUGGGAAAAGGGAAGAGAACUUUGACAACUGGGAGGCCAACGUCAAGACUUACGUGCACCUGCAACAGGUCUCCACGGAUCAGCACGUCUUGAUUGCGAUCCACGCGCUUAGAGAUGAGGCCGCCAGCUUUGCAAGGUCCCUAGUUCGCGCUGCCAACUGCAAUGAUGAUGCAGUUGCGUACUCGUCAUUCACCCCCCUCGUUGACUUUAUGAAACUGCUGCUCGAGCGAUUUGUAGAUGUCGCUCGAAGUGUCAAAGCCUCGGAUAAGCUCCAGACAAUCCACGCUCGUAAGUGGAAGAGCGCCAGAGCACCUAAGAGUACAAUGGACGAGUUAGUGGCUAUACCUGAUCAUGGGGUCACAGACACCCAGUUGGUCGCCCUCUUCUAUCGGGCGAUGCCCGAAGCCUUCCGAGGGCAUUUCUUCGCCAAGAGCGAAGAUCCUGCCACCAUGUACGAUUCCCUUAGCCGUGAAGUGGUGGCCUUUGAAGCAAAGUCGGUGUCAGUUUCUACAUUCUGGCACAAGGACUUAGAUAAGGGAAAGCAAUGGAAGGGCCGCACUAUCUCAGGGCAAGUGAAGACUAAGUAUAGUCUUGUCCUAACUUUAGAUGAGGGUAGUGUGGAUGAGAUCCCCUACGACCAGAUUGAGUGGGGGUUAGAGGAGGAGGACAGCGGUGUGGGUCAGGGGAGAACUUACGCUGCUGUCGUGGCUGGAGGGAGGCCGCAAGGAGAAGGACGAGGCCACGGCCAAGGGGGCCGGGCCUCAGGGAGCCGGUUUCAGGGCGAUCAGGGGGUUGGCGGCAGAGGAGGAAAUCGCCAAGCGGGAGGAAGGGGUCAAGGUCCCCCGCAAAAUCGCCCUAGGAAUAGGUCUCCCUAUAGGGCGUUGAUAGAAUACCCAGUCCUUAAGGUCGCCGAUCUGUCCCUGCCCUUUGUCGUCACUACGGAUGCUAGUCAGUACGGCAUAGGUGCUGUUUUGCAGCAAGACGAUGGCCAUGGUUAUAGGCCCGUAGAGUUCAUGUCCGCCAGAAUGCCUUCAGAGAAGGUUGCGGCAUCUACCUAUGAGGGGGAACUCUACGCUCUCAGGCAAGCAUUAGAACACUGGAAGCACUACUUGCUUGGGAGGCACUUCAAAGUCUACUCGGACCAUGAGACGUUGAGAUGGUUAAAGACACAGGCCAAGAUGACACCUAAGCUUACUAGGUGGGCCGCAGAGAUAGAUCAGUAUGACUUUGAGCUCAAGCCAGUGAAGGGAAAGUAUAACGUAGUUGCGGAUGCUCUGAGUAGGAGAGCUGAUUACUUUGGGGCAAUAGUGCAUUAUCUAGACAUAGGGAAGGACCUACAGCAGAAGACUAGAGAAGCUUACGCGCAGGACCCUAUCUAUAGUGACCUCCUCAAGAGAGUCAAGGAGGCCCCAAAGACUGAACCGAAUUACCGCACUACUGACGAGUUGCUUUUUGAGAAGACUAAUGUCUUUGACCGACUGUGCAUCCCCAAUAGUGAAGAGAUCCAUAGUCUGAUCUUGGGAGAAUGCCAUGACACAGAGGGUCAUUUUGGUUGGCAAAAGACUUUAGCCAAUCUGAUGCAUGCAUACACCUGGCCAAGGAUGAAGAAUGAUUGCGUAGAGUCGCCACUUUGCUGUAUCACUGCUUACAUGCAUGAAGAGUGGAAGUGAGUCAAGUCUGAUCGCAAUGCUAUUCCUGAACAAAAACUAAACUGGAUU